Messenger RNA from Talaromyces rugulosus, 1809 nucleotides. RefSeq lists its product as uncharacterized. The transcript is spliced from 3 exons. Bases 1 to 1809 code for a protein of 602 amino acids. Lineage: Eukaryota; Fungi; Ascomycota; Eurotiomycetes; Eurotiales; Trichocomaceae. The record is from RefSeq and is a predicted model, not a curated record. Gene Ontology annotation, molecular function: dipeptidyl-peptidase activity.
AUGUCUCCUGCCACCGUCGAUCCCAGGAGUCUUCCUGAUGUUGCCACCAAAGACAGCUCGUCCUACUCCUAUAUAUUUGAGAAAAACGUCACCGUCAAGCUCCGAAACAAUGGCAUAAUCCGCUGCAAUGUUUACCGUCCUAUUGUCUCGGACCAAGGGGAAAGAUUUCCUGUUCUGGUCACUUACGGUCCUUAUGGGAAAGAUGUACAGUACCGACACUUCAACCCUGGUAGCUUCGCCGAAGUCUCUCCAGCGCACAAGACCGAUCACUCGGCUUGGGAAACACCCACGCCACAAUACUGGACUGAGAAAGGAUAUGUCGUUGUUCGGGCAGACGAGACUGGACUCGGCCAAUCUCCAGGCUACCUCGAUGCUCUUUCCGCAACUACAAUUGAUGGAUUCUAUGAUCUCAUAGAAUGGGCAUCCGAGCAAAAGUGGUCCAACGGCAAAGUCGGCCUACUUGGGAUCAGCUAUUUUGCUGGAACACAAUGGCAAGUUGCUGCCAGAAGACCGAAAGGGCUAGCUGCUAUCGUUCCGUGGGAAGGCUUCUCAGACUUUUACCGCGAUGCCAUAAGAGAUGGCGGAAUACUGUCGAAUUCCUUUUUGGAUUUCGUUUGGGAACGACAGGUCGGUUCAAACCAGUACGGCUUGCCUGGAAGACAAGCGAGAAACUGGGGUGAUGAUACAGUAGAAGGUUCAUUAUCGGAAGCAGAACUGGAGGCUAAUAGAACCACUUGGCUGAAGGUGGGGAGAGAUUGCCAGUUCCGUGACAACUCACGUAUUGCUUCGGUAAGCUUUAACCUCGAAGAUAUCCAAGUGCCGGUUCUCAGCGUUGCGAAUUGGGGUGGCUUUCUGCUACAUCUCCGGGGUAAUGUUCAGGGCUAUAUGCAUGCCGGUUCAGAAUUUAAGUACCUUCGGUUUAUUUCAGGUCGACACGAUCUCCCAUUCUAUUACCCUGAAGAAGUGGAGGUUCAGCUGAGCUUCUUGGACGCCUUUCUCAAAGGUAAAGACAGUGUGGGAUGGUCAAGAAAGGGGCAAGUGCCCGCGGUGGACUUGCUAUUGCGAAAGGGUAAUGUUGGAUACAACAACCCAGAAGGAGAGGCCACUUUCUCAAGAAGGAAAGAAAGCGAAUGGCCGAUAGCGAGAACACAAUACAAAAACAUGUAUCUCAGCUCUGACAAAACCUUGAGCUGGAACCAGCCUAUUGCUGGUCUACCUCACAAGCUUGAGUACAAAGCUUUUGGCGACGAUGACUCUUCUCAAUCAAUUUCAUUCUCGUCCGCUCCCUUUGAGUUGGAGACUGAAAUUACUGGACAUAUUGUGUGUCACCUGAACGUCUCUACGAGCCGCGAUCAGUACGGAAGUACGCCAUCGGAUAUGGACCUGUUUUUAUCCCUUCGCCACAUUUCAGCUUCCGGGGAGGAGAUCUUUUAUACCGGCACCACAGGGGAGGCGGCGCCUGUGACAAAGGGCUAUUUACGGGUGAGUUUGAGAAAGACAAAUCCUCAGCAUGACCGUCAUCGCGCCUGGCUACCUCAUCGGGACUAUUUGUCGACAGAUGUGCUUUCUGUGAUCCCAAACGAAGUUUACGGCCUGGAUGUUGAGAUUAUACCAACCAAUGUGGUGUUAGAAAAGGGUGAUCGGUUGAUUGUCGACAUUGGGUCUUGUGAAUUGGCUGGUUCCGGGCUUUCCACCCACAAUGACCCCUAUGACAGAAAUGAAUCUCGUUUCAAAGGCACGAACUCCAUACACUUCGGAGCUGGCUAUGAAAACUAUAUUUCCCUUCCACUCAUUCCCAAUAGAAAUUGA